Bemisia tabaci is the source of this 4638-nucleotide messenger RNA. RefSeq names its product GATOR complex protein mio (gene mio). Gene Ontology annotation, molecular function: protein binding. The record is from RefSeq and is a predicted model, not a curated record. Gene Ontology annotation, biological process: cellular response to amino acid starvation; positive regulation of TORC1 signaling. NCBI's taxonomy places the organism in Eukaryota, Metazoa, Arthropoda, Insecta, Hemiptera, Aleyrodidae. Gene Ontology annotation, cellular component: cytoplasm.
UUGGCGAAAAGUAAACAUCCUAUUUGCCACCAGCCACUGUAUUUAGUUCUGCAUUUUCUCUCCUGAUUUUCUCUCUGAGUUUCAAUUCUGAAUUUCUGAGUCUGGUCUGACUGUAUCUAGACUGUAUCAAGCUCAAGUGAUGAUAUCAGUUUUCAGUACUUUUCAGAGCUAUGUGCGGAGUUUUCAAUAUGGUAUUUAACUUAAGUAUCGUAAUUAUAACUGAUGUAUUGACUCCAGAGCUCGAGCUUCCCCGCAAGGAAAAUUUCUUUCAAGUUACAGCAUUGGAAGUACGCAAGUAAAAAGUAUUGUCCACAGAAGGAUCGAUCAUAUUGUCUCAUAAGCCUUAACACAUUCACGGUGCCUUUAGCAAAUAGUUCUCACUUCUCAGCUUCGUUUGCUUUUGAAGACUUACAGACUGAGUGUGUUGAAGCAGUUGAGUUCACUUUCAUAGCUUUCAGUUUCAGCUUGCCCAUCAUGAGUACUCCUCGUUUAGAAGUUCAGUGGUCACCUGUUCAUCCGGAUAGAUUUAUCACUUGGGGCACUGAAAUUUUCCUGUACGAAACAGUGGAAAUCAAAGAAGAAACCAAAGCAUCAUGUGUAUUUCUUUCGGACAACACAGUUGCGCACCUCCUUGCAAGCAAUUCUAAUCAUCAUUAUGUCAAAUGUGUGGACAUUUAUCCGCACCCUCAGCCAGAUGUUCUGCUUGCGAUUGGCCAAGCCAAUGGCAAAGUCGUUCUCACCAGUUUUGGCAGUUCUGUCUUCGACAACAUGGGACUCACUGGCAUUGAAAUAGGUCCAAGGCAUGCUAGACAGUGUAACUCAGUAGCAUGGAAUCCGUCUGAUGGACACUUGUUGGCAAGUGCACUAGACAAACACAGAGCAGAUCAUGCAGUACAAGUUUGGGAUGUGCAAAAGUACCCUAUCCAGCAGCGACAGUUUCCUACGCACUUUGUCAGCUCCCAACCUUCAGCUGAGUAUAGUCGCCCAGUUGUUGAAUUUGGUCUUGCAGAUGUUGCUCACUCACUGGCUUGGUUCAAGGAGAAUCCGCGAAUCCUCGUUGUAGGUGUUAAUAAUAAGCAGCUCCGGAUUGUGGAUAUCAGAGAUCCAACCAAAAGUAUGAGUUCUUCACCAACAAAAGCAGUUUUUGAUUUAACAGUUGCAUCGUAUAAUGACAAUAUGAUAGCCUCUCAUGUGGAUAAUCACAUUGCAGUCUGGGACUUCCGAACCUUUGAAAAACCCGUCCUCACUCUAGUUCAGAAUAGAACGGUUUCAAAAGUUUUAUGGUGUCCUACCAGGCACAAUUUAUUGGGCUCUUUGCAACAUGAUAGCUCAGCAAUUUAUCUUCAUGAUAUUCAACAAUCUGUGGAUGAAACAGAACCAUCAGUCCUAGAAAGAAGUGUGCAGCCUGGAUCAGCAUCUUUGUUAACAUCCUUCUCAUGGCACCCAACUCAUGAAAAUAGACUCCUCACCAUAGCUUUAACUGGGGUUUUGACAGAUUAUAGUGUUUUUGAGAGAAUGACUUUAAACUGGUCACCUUGUUCUCAUGUUGUGUGGACAUUUGGUAGGCGCACACUUAAAAUGAUCAGUGAAAAAGACGAGAAUGUAUACAGCCAACUAGAUGAUGUCUCUGUAUUAAUCAAGGAACGGGCAUUAAGCGGCUACGGUCUUAAACCUGAUCUUGCUCAAAACGGUGAUCUGGUAACAGAUGAAGCUCUAAAAAAUGUAUGGCAAUGGUUGCAUCUUAGCAAGUCUUUGGUGGAGCAAGGCGCAAUAUCCCCUCAUGCAACUUCAAAACACCCUGGUAUAAGAUGUGUGAUUGGCCUUGACUCUCUGUCUAACAGUUCAACUCUCAGAUCCGAAUUAACAGUUCAGCUGUGGAGUGACUGUCAAGUUUCAGCUAAAAUUUAUAGAUCAACAGAACGCGAAAAAGCUUUGCAACUUUGUGGCUGGCGGAGCUACGACGUGUCAUCCAACAACAUUGCUACUUUUGUAAUGCAGCUUGAAGGAAAAGGAGCAUUUUCAAGAGCUGCAACCAUAGCUAUUUUUAAUUUGAAACUGCGUCUGGCUGUUGAUAUUUUAAACAGAGGAGCUGUUUCUGUACCACAUUUAAACAUUGUGGCGAUGGCUGUUUCAGGUUUUUCCGAUUCCAAAUCUGGAAUGUGGCGAGAGUUGUGCACAUCAUCCAUGCUGCAGCUAUCAGAUCCGUAUCUAAGAGCAAUGUUUGCAUUCCUGACCUCAGAAUCUGACUCUUAUGAUGGAGUCCUCACGGAGCAAGGAAUUCUAGUCAGUGAUCGAGUGGCGUUUGCCUGCAUGUUCCUUAACGAUUCUAGACUUUGUGAUUACCUAGGAACGCUUACAUCAUGGAUCAUUGAAGAGGGAAAUUUAUCUGGUCUUUUUUUAACGGGAGCAGGAGUAGAUGCAAUUCCUUUACUACAAUGUUACCUUGACGUCACAGGUGAUGUUCAGAGUGUCAGUUUAAUCACGGUUCGUUCUUUUCCUCCUGAAUUGAUCCAGGAAAACCUCCAUCUCCAAAACUGGAUUCAGUGCUAUCGCAAUUUAUUGGACAGCUGGCGGUUAUGGAAUCAGCGAGCUCUCUUUGAUAUUUCUUUGAAUGCGUCCAAACCUCCUCCUCAACAGGUGUUCGUUUCUUGCAAUUUUUGUGGUAAAAGUAUCUCUGCAUAUAUGCAGGGUCUUACUCGCGGAAGGGGACCAUUCGUUCGAUUAGGUGUUACUCCAAACAAAUUAAAGAUAACUUGCUGUCCGAACUGCAGGAAACCACAACCAAGAUGCGCAAUCUGUCUAGUCAAUAUGGGCACAGCAUCCUGUUACUCUGGCCCUAACAGUCUAUUAGCCGUCUCUAACAAUAAGUUUGAUUCAAAGUUAUCAGAAUUCUCCUCAUGGUUCACUUGGUGUCAGACUUGCAGACAUGGUGGUCAUGCAUUACAUAUGACUCAAUGGUUCAAGGAUCACUUAGAGUGUCCAGUAACUGCAUGUACCUGUCGCUGCUUUUCCUUAGAUGCUGCUAGUCGAAUGAAUUCUAUUCACCCUGUUGUAUCAUGAAUCCUGCCUCAGGGGAAACACUUCUGUUUUUCUGCUCAGCGGGAGAACUGCGGAAGCUGCCGCCUCCGAUCGGGCUGAAAUAAUUCGUUGGAUGAAUCCAUCAGGACCGUAUUUUUGUUUCUUCCAAUGCACUGGGGAAACACCCUCAAAACAUUCUGCAAAGUCCGGUCUUGAGCGCGCAUUGACAGUGCGCGCCGGGAGGGCUAGGCGAGGCAUAGGACCGGCCAAAACCGGACCGGACGGAAUUAUGUGGGGGUGCUUUCGAGGCGCGGAAAAAACAAAAAAACACAGUCCUAAUGGAUUCAUCCAAAGAGUUUGUACGAAAUUUUUCAGCCUAAUCGGAAGCGGCUACUUGGGAAGUUCCCCUUUUUAGAAACAAGCUCCCAGCUAUCUUGAGCUGCGCAAGUUUGUAAUACAUGUUUUUAUUGUAAGACUGAAUCUUAAGACUGUUGAUUUGUAAGUAAGCAAUUAUGUUGGUAUUCAAUAGAAUUAUUUCUUACACUCUUUUUGAAAAAUAUUCUUCUACCUCAAAAAUGAAACAUUUCCGAAUUGUAUAAGCUGCUUGAAAUAAAAAAGAAAACAGAAAUUAAGAAUGGCUCAAACCGGUUCUAAAACUUACUCUAAUACUCUCUCUCAGAUAACCGCAUUUGAAAUGGAAGCAAGCAUCGAAACUGGUCUGACUCAUUUUUAAUUCCUUUUAUGCAAAAGAGUCACUUCUAUAAUUUUAAAUUUUAACUUUUGACAAAUCUUGUGCAGUACAUAUUGAUGUUUUCAUUCUUCCUUUAACUCUCUCCUUACGAAAAAACUAAAUAUAGGGUUUCCAGUAACUGAUUUUUCUCACAAUCAGUUUUGUUUUCUCCUCACUUCUGCUCUCUAUUUUUCACUUCCUUCAUUCUUCUCUUCACUUCUCAAUUUCACCAUAUAACUGCAAGUUAGUAACUUCAAUCUGAAUUUGAACGAAAAAGUUGAGACUUGAGUACUUUUAAUUUCUAAAAUAGUAGUCGAUUUCAGAACUGUGCAGAUCGUUUAGAUGUGCGUUGUUAAUCUUUGUUUCUAAGUUGAAAUUUCACAAGUUCAUUGGUUUCAAAACUGCAAAUUAAUACUGCUAAAUACUGUGACUAAGCACUAAAUUUCUGUCUGUGCAUGUAGUACAAGUUCAAUUUUCCUCAAUUGCUAAUUGUCAAAUUCUUUUAAAACUGCUCUUAAAUCAUUACUCUAAAUUCAAUUUACUAAGAAAUAACUUCCUCUAUAAUAUUUUUGACUUAAACUCUGCUCCUUCCAUUUCUUCGUUGUCUUUUGCAAAAAAAAGGGGGUAAAGGAUAAGUCAAAAAUAGAAAAAGGGGAGGUGUUAGUUAGCCUGGGUUGGUGUCAACCAGAACAGGUUGGCAACACGGCCCCGAGAGGGGAAAGACUCAUCAUGGCGUCGGCCGACCAAUUGCUUGUAAUGUGAACGUGUCCUUUCAUUUUUUGAAUACAAUAUGGACCAAUUCACAAAACAUAGUUUGUUUCUUUCCACCCACCACCUCUAAACAAAUGCAGUAUUUGAUGUGCAUAAAAUACAUGUUUCUAGUACUGGUA